AAGUAACUGGUAAUAAGACCUCUGUAGCCAUGGCUAGUUCUGACUUGAAACCAAAAUCAGUAAGUCAUGCCAAAAAGUGGUCAGAAGAGAUAGAAAAUCUGUACAGAUUUCAACACGCAGGAUAUCGAGAUGAAAUUGAAUAUAAACAAGUGAAGCAAGUUGCUAUGGUAGAUCGUUGGCCAGAGACAGGAUAUGUGAAGAAACUUCAGAGACGGGACAAUACUUUCUAUUACUACAACAGACAGAGGGAAUGUGAUGACAAGGAAGUCCACAAAGUGAAAAUUUAUGCUUACUAGCCUUACUUCUUUGUAUUACCUGUCAUUAUCUUUUUAAAAAUCCACUGUUUGAUUCUACAUAUGUAAGUGUCAUUUUA
Molecule: messenger RNA, 373 nt
Organism: Globicephala melas (long-finned pilot whale)
Lineage: Eukaryota; Metazoa; Chordata; Mammalia; Artiodactyla; Delphinidae
Gene: MEIG1
Product: meiosis/spermiogenesis associated 1
Cellular component (GO): nucleus
Source: RefSeq, a predicted model, not a curated record